Hyaloscypha bicolor E is the source of this 1413-nucleotide messenger RNA. RefSeq names its product benzoate 4-monooxygenase cytochrome P450. Gene Ontology annotation, molecular function: iron ion binding; heme binding; monooxygenase activity. The annotation marks the transcript as partial. The transcript is spliced from 7 exons. The record is from RefSeq and is a predicted model, not a curated record. Lineage: Eukaryota; Fungi; Ascomycota; Leotiomycetes; Helotiales; Hyaloscyphaceae.
AUUUCCCUCGUUAGCCAUACAGUCUACAAUUUGUACUUUCACCCCUUAUCCAAAUUCCCGGGUCCGUGGUAUGCUGGUAUAUCAGAAUUUUUCUUCGCCUAUACCAUCGUCAGUGGAUCAGGUUAUUUGACAAUGAGAGAUCUUCAUGAGAAGUACGGUGAGGUGGUCCGCGUCGCUCCAGGCGAACUAUCAUAUUCCUCUGCGAAUUCCUGGAAAGAUAUCUACAUGCAGCGCAAGUCAGGUAAUGUCUUCACCAAGGACCCCAGAUUUCUCAAACUGCUGGUACGUCCUUGUUUCUCACGGGUGCACGCAAAUGAAACCAAUCAGCUGACUUUUCAGUCUCAUGCAUUUUCUCCCAAAAAUCUCCUUGAGCAGGAAGAUAUUAUUCUGAGGUAUGUCAACAUAUUGAUGGCAUCCAUGGCCGAGGAGUCCCGCAAAGGGCCCUUAGACCUCAAACAAUGGUACAAUUGGGUUACAUUCGAUGUCCUCGGAGAACUUUGUUUCGGGGAAUCAUUCGGCUCGGUCGAAGCAAGGAAAACCAACGAAUGGGUCGCGACAAUCCUGAACAUGGUGAUCUUUGUUUCCUGGUCUUGUGCCCUUGGCCACGUGUCUCCUUUGCUGGAAAAGAUGGUUUGGGUUCUCAGCCCACCAUCGGUCAGAAAAGCGGCGCUUAAUCAUAUCGAGAAGUCCCAAGCAAAGAUCCAGGCUCGAAUAGAUAGAGGAGAAGGGGAGAGGAAGGACUUCUGCUCUUAUAUAUUCGAACUGAGGGACCAGAUGGGUCUCAAUGAUUGGCACAUGACUUCGUAUAGCAAUACCCUAAUUAUUGCAGGGAGCGAAACGACUGCGACAACUCUGAGCGUGUUAACAUACUGGCUGUGCAGGACACCGCGCGUGUAUGAGAAGUUGAAGCAAGAGAUUAGGUCGCGAUACAAUUCGUCGAGCGAGAUCACUAGUCAGAGUGCGACGUUUCCAUAUUUGACGGCUGUCAUCAACGAGAUAUUGAGGCUCGUGCCACCAAUGCCCUUUGGGACGCCACGGGUUGUGCCCAAAGGCGGCGAGACUGUGGAUGAAGUCUUGAUUCCUGAAGGAACAGUGGUCAGCGUCCACGGCUACUGCGCAGCGCGUAAUGCCAAAUACUUCAAAUACCCUGAUUCCUUCGUCCCUGAGCGUUGGCUAGAUCCGGAGAGCACCGACAAUCUCUCCGCGAGCUGCCCAUUCCUUCUAGGACCUGGAGCUUGCCUUGGACAGAAUAUGGCGCUGAUGGAGAUGAGGAUUCUGAUUGCAAAGAGCGUGUUCUUGUUCGACUAUGACUUGGCGGAUGAUAAUGAGCGCGCGUGGGAGCAUAUGCGUAAUUUCAUCCUGUGGGAGAAACCCGAGCUGUUGGUCAAGGUUACACCAAGAGAUGUUACUUGA